GUUGUUGGAUUAGGUACUUCAAUAGUCAAAAGUAGAAUUGGCAGAUCAAAAGAACUCAAUCCUCAGCAAAGUCAUACAAAGCGAACUGAGAAGCUAAAUCUGAUCCACAAAAUAUGAGCAACCAGGCACAAUUCUUGAAUCUACCAGCACACGUUGUCUCUGAUAUUUUGUCCAGAUUACCACCCAAGACUAUCAUCCAAUGCAAAUCUGUUUGCAAAUCAUGGCUGAGUCUGCUAUCUGAAUCUGAAUUCACUAAUUUACACCUGCUAAGAUCUCCUCCCUGCCUGAUCAUAAACAACCUCGAUUACCAUCCUUCAGAUUUGAAUUGCUUCAGUUUAGUUGAAUUCGAAGAUCAGCCUGAUCACCAUGAUUUUCAAUAUGUUGCAGGAACAAAAAUCAAGGCCCCAGAAGGGUGUGUCGUGGAAAAUGGUGCGACUGCUACCAUGGUUGGCUCCAUCAAUGGCUUAAUCUGCUUGAACGAAUUCGAUCAUAAACAUGAUGCUGUCUACUUGUGGAAUCCAAUCAUACGAGAAUCCAUCACUCUUCCGAUGCCAGAGGGGGUAAGAUCAUAUCCAAAUAUAGUAAGUUAUGGAUUCGGAUCAAGCUCUGAAACUAGAAAAUACAAGGUGGUUCGGAUUUUCCAAGAGCGAGAGAAGAAUACACGACGGGUAUUAAAGUCCAAUUGCGAUGUUUAUACAGUAGGGGAAGAAACAGAAUCUUGGAGGAGGAUUGGGCAUGCCCCUUUCCUUUAUAAUAGUUGUCGCACUCAUGGUGUUUUCCUGAAUGGUAAUCUUCAUUGGCUGAUUGGUGAUCAAGCUGGCUCUGAAUUGAUAUCCUGCUUUGAUCUUGAAACAGAGUUGUUUUCACCUUUCCCUGCUCCUCCAGAACUGAGCAAAGAUUUCAAUUUAGCUAGCUUGGGACUUUUUGGUGGCUGUCUGAGCUUGUGUGAUAACACUUCUGAUUAUGAGAUCGUCAUUUGGGUGAUGAAAGAAUACGGAAUCACCAAGCUCUGGACUAAAGAUAUUGUCAUAGACAAGGAGCCUGCUGAUCUUGUCGGGCCAUCUUUUGAAGUUGUUCGAGUUUUUAAAGUUUUUGAAGAUGGGAAUAUCUUGCUUUUGUGGAGGGAUGACAUUUUACUUUCUUAUGAUUCUCAGAGGCAAAUCUUGCAUCAGUCUGGCGUUCAUAAACUCAUCAAGAAAAUUGAUGAUCAGAUGAAUGAAGAUGGCUACCCUUGCAUAGAAAUAAUGGAAUACGUUCCAACCUUUCUUUCCCUCAAGAGUUUUGGGAUCCAGAUGAUGGAAAGCAUAAACUAGAAUCUUGGUACAGAUGUUGGCUCAACUUUUGGAAGUUUCUCUUUCAUUGGGAUAUUGUAAAAAAAUGUUUCACUAGCGUACAUCUUGUAGUACUGCAUCAUUUAUUGGGCAGAAACAAUGAUAAAUGCUAGUGCAAUUUAUGCCCUGGUAGUGCAAUAAUAAUAAAGAGAAGAAGAAGAAGUAGAACUUCCUUUUGAUAUCUCAAAUAUGGCAUUAAUUGUCAUCCUUGAUUUUUGUUGGAAAAUAAUUAUUUGCAGCUCCCUAAUUUCUUG
Messenger RNA from Coffea arabica (coffee), 1585 nucleotides. RefSeq names its product F-box/kelch-repeat protein At3g23880-like. NCBI's taxonomy places the organism in Eukaryota, Viridiplantae, Streptophyta, Magnoliopsida, Gentianales, Rubiaceae. Gene Ontology annotation, molecular function: protein binding. The record is from RefSeq and is a predicted model, not a curated record.